Molecule: messenger RNA, 10860 nt
Organism: Porites lobata
Lineage: Eukaryota; Metazoa; Cnidaria; Anthozoa; Scleractinia; Poritidae
Source: the annotation of a GenBank genome assembly
AUGGAACUUCUCAAUCUCCACUCAGUGUUUGCCAUCAUUGAGGAAGCAAGCGAUUAUCGCUCAGGUUAUUCUUUUGUUGCUGUUGAAGUGAAAGUCAAGAAAUAAAACAAAACACUUAAUGUCAGGUCCCUCGGGAAACCAGUUAAAGGGGGUAAUUACAUGAGACCGGGACGAACUCGGACCGGUAUGAGUUCGUAUCGCUCUCCAUACAUUUCUUUUCAUGCGUUUACAUGGGACAGGUCUAAAAACGAACUCAGAGCGGUCUGACUUCGUGUCGGUCGCUGACCCGACACGAGGUAUUUUCGUACCGGUCUGAGACUGUACUUCUCAUGUAAAACGGAAACGAAUCUCAGACCGGGACGGUCCAUAAAUAGCAUGUUUCUUCGUAUGGCUCCAUCAUUUUUACUUUUUGUUAGCAAAAUAAGAACACUGCUAUGAAUUAUAACUGUAAACAAGACUUGGAAGUAGCUUCAAUUGAAUAUAUGCUUCGGUUAAUGUGAGGGAUUGCACCAUUUUGAGAUGCUGUGCAUUUAACAUGCCACCAGAUGAGCGUUAGAUAAAGUUUACAAUUUUUUAGGAACAGUAAAAUCUGCGGUUCUCUACUCACUGUCUUAAACCCCAUUUACGCGCGCUAAAAACAUCGGCACGGCAAACCAAAUUUUUGGCACCGUGCUGACGAUUUAAGGCACGGCACUCCCAAUUUUCGACGUGUAAACGUAUCGGUCCCAAAUGUAAUGUGGUACCAGUGCUUGCUCAAAAUUUUAGGGGUGCCGAGACUACCUUCCUCCUGGAGGUGGUGCCAGAAAUUUGGCGUGUCGUGCCGAUUAUUUUAGCGUGUGUAAAUGGGGUUUUAAUUGGCGUAAAUUGUGUACCAGUUAGGACAGUUAGUGAAUAAUAUGUUAAAUAAUCGACUUAAGAAAGUUAAAUAGCUCCAAGAAUCUCCUGUUUUUGAGUUUGUACCGGUCUCAUCUAAUCAACGAAGCGUUUCGUCCCGGUCUCAUGUAAUUACCCGCUUAGUUUUGUUUUCCCUCGAGUCCUGAUGUUUCCCUAGGGAUCUGGCAUUAAGUGUAUAUUGUUUUCCCAGCUAAUCAAAAACAACCUUUCAAAUAGGUGCGGGAUCGCCGAGUUCGUGUGUUGAUUGGUUAGUCCUAUUGUAAAUACGGCUCCCGACCAAUUUCUCGGAAACGCCAGAACACAGCAUCAAAAACGUUGGCAAAUAGCACGCGAUUUAUUUCACUCUCUCCUUUGAUAAAUAUUUCAUGUAAGGCUUGGGCUCAGUUCAUCGUAGAAACAAAUAGUCAAAAAACGGCAGGUUUCUCUUAUUAUCAUAAAAUUAUCUACGAUGCUUUUACUUUGCAUCAUUGUGAUUCCGGGUGUUAUAGGUAAGUUGCAAAAGACUUAAAAGAUUAGUUAAUCUUAGUCGUGUCUUAAUAAUUUGCCAUCUUAUUGAGUCGCUAGGAUGAACGAAUCUCUUUUAUAUUAUUUGGUUUACAUGGCGAAUGAAAGAACCGGGCGGAAAAAGUUAAGGUGCUUAUGUUCUUUUUUAAAUAACAGAGAAUUCUGACUGAAAUUCUCAUUUCUUUAAGGCUAACCUUUUAGAGAGCGUGUCUUAAACGGAAGUUUCGAUUCAGGUCUUUAUUCGUUCCAUUUAAUAAUCAUUUAAUGAUUCGAUGUGUUUUGCCUAAGCAUUUACUGCUAAGAAAGAAGGGAGAUUCGAGGGCAAACAGCAGCUGCAAAGUAACAUCGAAAAGUCGUAACGGAAGUAAGAGAACUGAAGUGGAAACUCAGGGAGCGCGCACGAUAAGUUUUUGCCAGGUGACAUUUUUGUUCGUUGUGUUUAUUCAAAUCUAUGUGUCUGACUUAGUCAACGAGAAAAACUAUUCCAAUCAGCGUUCAAAUCUUUCUUCAGUACACUUCAUUUAAUCCACAGCUUGAUUACUAUCAAUCGACGGCGUAAAUAUCGAAACUCAUGGGUCUCUUUCAGUUUCCUUACAACUUUUAACAUUGUAUGCUUUGUUUAUUCUUCCCGUUUUCCGGGAAAGCCUUCAAUAUUAAUCAGUUUGUGAUACGUAAGUGAAUUUUAAUCACCAGGAAGGUAAGGAAUCCUGGACGCGGAAUUCUGCAACAGGAAUACUGAACUGUCAGAGAUUUCGGAGCUUUGUGGGCCAGUUAAGGCGAACUAUCUGCCUGGAUUUGCCAGCAAAAAUGUGUCUGCUCUAAAGACUUUGCUCGAGGCUCUCGUCUUGUCCAAAGUAGCCAUUAUAAAAACAAAAGGUGCACCACCUCAUUCAUCAUUUCCUCCCUCUCCUUUUCCUGUUCUGGUGUGAUUUCCGGGUUUCUCGGACCCCUUACAGUCAAAGCACUGGUCAAGCGUAUCCCCCAUUAGAUUAUAAAAUUCCGAAAAUAAGCCCCGAGGCUUAUAUUUUUUAAAGGCCCUUUUUGAGGGGCUUAUUCUUGGAGGGGCUUAUAUUCGAAGGGGCUUAUCUACGGAGAGAAAUUUGCGUUUCAAAAUCAGUUGGGUUAGCCUUGUAGUUGGAAGGAAAUUUACCGUUUUUUCUUUGUUUUAAUUUGUAUUUGAGGGCAGUUUCCAAGUACAAGCCCCCGGGGGUGCUUACAUUUGGAGGGGCGAUUUAACGGAGGGUUUUUUGCGUUACGAGUUUGGGGAGCUUAUAUUUGGAGGGGCUUAUACAUGGAGGGGCUUAUUUUCGGAAUUUUACGGUCUUUGAAAAAUGAUCCGUUAGUCGUUCUGUAACUGGCGUUAAAUUCAAAUCGGCAUUCCUGCAUGCGUAACGAGCAGUGAAUAUUUCAACGAGAACUUCUCUAUAUUUGGUCAGAUUGAAAAUCUUUGAAUGGAAAAUUGCUUUGAAGACACUUACAUCAAAUUCAGGGAAACUGAGCUGGUAGUUCAUAACUGAUUCGCGUGUGGAUUCACGGCUCAUUGCGCACUCAGGAAUGCAGAGAGGAAUCUGAAAUCUACAACUACCAACGGAUUCAACUUUCGAAUAAUAAAUUCAUUAAUGAAAUAUUAAGGGCAUAUGAUAGAACAUGAACUGGACGACUGGCUUAGCAAAACAUGGACUGGAUUGAUAAAGCAUGGAUUAAUAAAACAUGGAUUGAAUAAAAGAUGUAUUAAUAAAACAUGCAUUAAUAAAACGUGGAUUGAUAAAACAUGGAUUUAUGACCAAAUGAGAAAAGGGGUUUUUCCUAUGUUUUAUAUGAACUGAAUAUGACAAACAUGACUUAGGUACGGAUGUUUCAGUAGCUCUUGCUUUUCGUCACGCAACAUUUCCCUUUCGGAAAUGAAAUUAAAUGAGACGAGUUAUAUUUUAUCUCUCAGUUACUUUUUAUCAAAAGGGUCAUUUCAUUUUGUCAACAAUAAAAGUAUUUCGUAUAAAAUAGACGGUUGCAUUAUUCAAACUGUCAAAGACCAUGGAAAAGUUUGCCUUUUCACCAUUUCUUCGUCCAUAAUACCGGUGUAGUAUCGAGGCCAGAAAUAAGCGUUGACAGGCCAAACACGACUCUUGAUAAUGUGAAACGUGGCCUAAGAGUUUGCUUGAACAAACAGAGGUUUUUCUUCUUUUCUGUUCGCGCGAAGGUUACUAGCACUACACAGUGCAUGAAGCAUUCUAAACUUUGACUGAGUAAAUCUUGUUUUUGCCUUAAUAAGUCUUACAUUUAGAGGUCAUGAAGCAGGUUUUUUACAUGCAUUCCCCGGAGGGUACUCAACAAAUGCUUAUACGGGGAGGCUCCGCCCAAAGGUCCAAAAAUUACCCCUUACCCUUUUAUAUACAAAUUUUCUCAUGAAAAAGGUACCCCUUUCGUAUACCUUCUAUUGACAAAUGGUACCCUUUUCACAUACCUUGUUUAGAACUUUUCAUCUCUUUUAACCGCUGUAAAUGCACUGUCUUUUGAAGAAUCAAUCACAAAAAUAGAACUUUUUCUCGGCUUGUUAAAGCCAUAAAAUUCAUCUGUUAGCCCUUUUGGGCCCUUUUACAAGCCCAAAUGACAGAUUUCCCUACCCUUUUUAUAUACUUCAACUACUGAAAUCCCUACCCUUUCAUAUAUCUGAAGCCUGAAAAAGGCAUACAUACUGAGUAAUCAUUUCCUGUGGUUUUAUGUUUCUAUAGGUGUUCUUCAUAGGAUUUGAUCGAAGAUGCAGUUGUUAAGUACUAAUUUUCUUUGACCUCUGUUAAAGCCUAAAGCUUUAAUUUAUUACGGCUAAAUAAGGAUUUUAGUUUCUUGGUUUUCUCCGUAAGUGUCGCUUUGUCCGCGUUGUGAUGUGUUUUCUUUAAGGUGAAAAACGCUUGUUUUGGGCUGAACCGGGCAUGAUAGUAUCUGACUAGGUUGCAGUGGUGCGAGGUCACUUACAUGUCCUAGUGAGUAAGAGAGUGUGAGAGUGUCUUUUAUCAAUCCAUUAUUUUAUUUAACCAGUCCACGUUCAGUAUCAAUCCAGUCCAGUCCAUGCUUUAUCAUAUGCCAAUCUUGGAGGGUACGCUUGACCUGGCUUGACUGUAAAACUUACGUUUUAUCCUUAUUUGGUCAAAUAGCUGCUUUUAUGAAAUUCAUCUAGUAUAUACUCGUCAAAGAAAAGGAGAAGAGAGUGGAUUAGUAGUUGACCCAUAUUUUCUAUUUUCUGGGAGAUCCCGCAAUCCGCCUGUCAUCUCUUGAACAGCUCCUGGCUAUGUUGAUAAAAUGUCCUCGUCAUGAUAAUAAAACUUGUAGAGUUUGGAAGACGCCAGAAGGUGUUUACGUCACUUAAAAAAAAGGAGGGGAAGAGAAAAAAAGCAAUGGUCGCACUCUUUGUUUCAGAUCAUAUGAAACAGAACUUUUAGAGAAAGUCAAGAGGUUUGGUGGGUUGCACUAAGAUCACGUUUUGAAGUUAAAAACGAUCACUUCCCCCGUCUUCCGAGAUCUGAAUUGAGUUAAAAUAAAAGAUUAUCGCUAUCUACAAGCCUGGAUUUGCCGGCCCACUCCCGGGGUGCCAAAGCCGCCAGUUAUCGCCAGUGCAACACAAUUUUUUAAAUACAUGACAAUUCAGCCUGAUGCGAGGUCAAUUUUCAAAUGAAUGAAGCCCGGGGGAGGUACUUUAAGAAUUUCUGGGUGGGGAUGUGCCGCUGGGACCCUGGAACCCUUAACCUAUACCAGAGCUAGUUCAGCUGAAUUUUGCUACCCUAUACUAGAGGAGAAUGAAGCAAAUGAAUCACUCUUUCAGCUUCACAUCAAGAACAGCGUCCAAGGAUCAUUUCAGGACCAAGCCAUCCCAUAAUUGGAAAAAAGCAAGGAAACUUAACAUUUGACUGGACUUUCAAACUCUUGCCUGGGAGGACCUGGAUCGAGAGCGUGGAACAUGUGGCUUUCGGGUUCUGGAAACCACCAGGAUAUCUGAAGACAAAGCUCAUAGUUAUCGGUAAAAAUGGGGAAGUAAUGAUUCGACAAAACCAGCAGAGCAAAAUAAGCUGCGCAUUCAACAUGUCUCUUCUGCAAGUGGCAUUUACGGUUCAUGAUUUAGGCAUGGGUGACGAGAACGAAUACGGUCUUCACGUUGAGCUUGGCUUGGCGCGGAAGCCCUUAAUUGACGUUGUUACGCUUCUCUUGGAGGGUAAUAUUAUUAAUAGUAUUACAGCAUACACUGCUUUUUAAUAGUAGUUUCAGCUAGCGCUGUUAAAACUUGUUCUAUUUUUCUAGAUUUUUUAUUUAAUUUGUGCAUGGUAUACCUUGAAGGCAGUAGGUCGGCUGUUUUUUGGCUCGACUUUGGCUUCUGGGAUUGACAUGCAGGGCGAUUAGUUAUCCCUAAUAUAAUGAGCAAAUCAUUUUAUCAGUUGUGCGAGGCUAUAUUCGUAUUCUUCAAGGUUUUAACAGGCAAAAGUGAUCUUUUCGAUGGUAAAAAGAUGAUUUUCAAAUCGAAUACGGUGACUCCCAUUUUGAUACACUUUUGGACUUUCUGAAAUGACUGUUGACCGUGCCAAUCUGUUUAAUUUUGAAUCGCUGCUUUUUUUGAAAAUUUGAGGUGGCUUUUUCUUCUUGGCCAAAUAUGUUUACACUGAUUACACGUUUCUAACUGACAGACCCACCCAAAAUUGUCAGACCUCCGAAAAGGAAUAUUUCUUUGAGGACUGGAGACGAACUAUCGUUGAACUGCAAGGCCACUGGACUUCCGCGUCCACAGGUCACGUGGGAACGAUUUGGAAGGGUUGUGAAAAACCACUCUAUACUGUUAGGACGAGUGAACAAAAAUGACAGUGGACUGUACCUAUGCAAAGCUAAAAGUUCUGCUGGGGAGGACAGCAUGAAGAUUUUUGUUAGAGUCGAGGAUAAAGAGAAACCAACAGUAGCAACAGGUGAGGAGAGCUGGUGACACGAGUUGUAUAGAUUGUACCCGUAGAAGACACUAAUAUAUUCUAUUUUAAUCUGCUAUUUUUAGCUAUGCAGUCGAGUUUAACAAAUUAGUCACUAUAUUUACAGUUCACACUUGGAUUUUUAUCAUCAGGGCAUUAGUGAGGAUAUAAACGUCCUGAUAGACAUGAACAUGGGACUUAUGGGGGAGGCGGGGGGGAGCAGGUGUGACCGGCUCGUGAGGUAUCUUUGUCAGGUUUUUCCUUGACUUUUUCAAAACUCCUUUAAGGAAGUAAAACUGUUUUAAAAGUACCCAGUUUGAAAAUUAAUAUCAUCUAUAUUACAGUACUUCUUGUAAUGAAAAUCACACAUAUCUAUUCAGCAAAGGCUAAACUUUCAGAAAAUUAACUAAUUAAUGAGGUGUCAAUUAUUACUCUUUUUAAUUGUUUUAGAGGCUAUGUCCCGAAAACUAAAGCAUUCCACUGGAUUUCAGACUAGACAACACUUUUGAGUUUUAUUUUCACUCCACUAAACAACAGCAACAGACAUAAUAUCAAAGGAUAUAAGUUUAUUUAGGUAGGGCUUUGUGAGAACCAACUCUGCAAUGUACUGACGUGUAUACGUUAACACAGCAAUCAGAAAAAUAGCUAAUGUACGACACUCGUAUUUUUGCUUUCACAAAAAACUGCUACGACCGGCCAAUCUCGACCUGUACCCCCAAUUAAGCAAACAGGCCCUGUGCUAGUUAGGCCACCAUUUAGGCUGAGGGAAAUAGAUGACUGGGAGAGGGAACACUGUAGGAACUCAGACGCUGAGGGUCAGAAAAACUGGGAAUCUAUCUUUAACAUAGCGGGCUCAUCUUCACUAAUGUACCCAACAACUGGAGGCACGUAGGCCAAUAUUGAGGUUACCAGAAAAGGCUAGGGCACAACAUCUAGGUAAACAGAUGGCCAACGAUCCUGGCUAAAGGUCUGCAACAUUGCCAAUCUAAUGGCGUCAAUCUUGACUUAUGUGGCCACCUAAGGAGCAGUUCCGGGGUAGCUGACAGAAGCGUACAUAGAAACUACAUAUUAAAUAAGUUAAGAAACAGGUACAAAACUGUAAUAACCGUAAAAAUACGUAAGAUAAGAAACGGACAAAGUGCUGAAAACUAGUAGAGCUGAGCUGCUGGUUACAACUUAAAUAAAUUCGGUCAGACAGAGGCCAGAAAAAACCCGAACGGAAAAAAUGUGGGCAGUAAAUCUAGGAGGGAAACAAGGAUUAAGCCCAGAGUCCUUUCUACGGAACUUUACAAGAUAAUCGAGAAUAUGCCCGGCGCCUAAAAUGAAACAAAAGAGCUAGAAACCAAGGAAAGGUUGGUUCAGAAGCCUAGAUGACGAACAAGUGAAAUACGCAGCCUUAUACAUACCCCCGCAUAGCUUGGUAUGGAUACCCGUGGUGCCACUGGCCUAGCACCCAGACCCUGUUUUAUGUCGUGCCGUCAAAAUAUUUAUUUCCGCCUUCUUCGUGGGCUAAUUCGUCAAAAAUAGCACAGCUUUAUCAUCAAUACUAUACUAUCAAUCCCUAUAAUUAAAAGAAAUUGGUAGUUUCUUGAAAGACACUGAACAAUACCCACACCACGACAAAAUCGCCAACCUACAAUAGUCUUGCCAAAACGAAAGAAUUAACACCCAAGAAAUUGCAAUCAGAACGAGGAAAUUUAUAUGUUACUGCCAUUCCCAGCUUUUUUCUCGCUAGAAGACUGUAAGCAGCUAAAACAAACAAAUUUUAAGCACUUUUAUACUGGUUUUUAACGAUGGUUUAAAACACUUCGGACCAUCAAUACCUAAACCAUCUGCACUCAUUUUCAUGCAUAUUACUUCUUGUAAUCGGAAGAAACGGGUCGCCUUUGUUAUUACUAAUUCAAUUUAGUAAGCAAUCUGCACAAAAAAUCCCUCCCAAACUUCAUAAAAUUCUGCAGUAUUGAUUAGGGUUCCUAUCUAUCUCAAAUUAGUCUUAUCACAGAAUUGGGAAUAAUCCCGUGUGGUGUACUACGUUAAAAAUGCGUCGUUUUCUUAUUUCAGUUUCUGUUUCUGGUGCAACGAUACCGCAAGAUAAAAGCCCUGAGUGGAGGACAGUCAUAUUGGUUGGGAGCUUAUCAGGAUUAAUUGUUUUGGUAUCACUGGCGGUAUUCACCUUUUAUUGCAGGCGGUGCAGACGAUCAAGAAAAAGCAACGCCUAUGACUCUUUGCAGGAAAAUACAACAGGAACAACUAUUUAAAUAUACAACAUUUCUCUCACCCUUCACCAGCAUUAGUCGAUUUAAUUAAGGACAACAUCUGCUAUUGUCAACAAUGAAACACCUACAGUCAAAACUCUUGCAAAUGAAAAGCUUAAGAAUUCAUAAAGUGGUCGCAGCUAGAGCUGGUCGUUUCCAAGCGUGGGCUCUAGACCAUUAAUUAUCAAUACAUUCAGCCAAAAAUAAUAUUCAGCUAUCCCCUGAGCGAGAGGUCAAUAGUGGUGGAAAUAUCGUGGUCACAUAUCUAGCGCUAUGAACUUACCCCGAGGGGGAUAAUUGUUUUAGUAUUAACCAAAUCAGUUGGAUAAAAAUCAAAAAGGAACUUUCUAUAAAUAAAACACGUCACUUUGUUAGAGUUUGGUUACGUUUCAAUUGACAGUGUUUUGGGGAUCAUUUUUUUUAUGAUUUUGUUGCAAACUCAGUAAGAAUUUUUUUCUGGCAACCAGUAAACACCGACAAGCCAAAUUUUGUCUCUUUCUUGGUAUUUGUUGGUUCGGGUGCUUGAUUUACCGCUAAAAUUUUAUCUUUCAAAGCCUUCCAAAAACAGUGAAUAUCCAAGGAUAUUCAGAGUUACGGGAGCCAAUCAGAACGCCCGAAAAUUGUUGUCCACUGAUUUGGUGAAUACUAAUAUUAGAUAGUUUCAUUGCCAUAUGUGUAUGGCAAAACACCACACAAGCGUCUGCCUGGGCCCCCCUCCCCACUGUGGCUUUUAAUUGCACCCCAUAUUAUUUUUUAAAGUGUAAAAAACCUUAUUCGAUCCUCUGACUAGCUAGAAUUCAUUUACAGCGUAGCUUUCAGUAAGUAUAGCAUAAUCUUAGUACGUAUAAAAUAAAAUGCCGUCCGUUUUAAGGGCCCAAAACUGCUGUAGCCUCAAAGCUUUGUUGUCUUGCGAAAAGAUGUGAUCAUCAUGUCACGAGCGCGGGACAAUGAAAAAAAUCUGUGUAAGUCCCCGAUAUGUCGUACAUGAACCUUGUGUAUAGCCUCGCCGCAGAUAACCUGCGUCGCAGACGCUCUAAACCUUCCAUAUAGAGCGAAUUAGUGCACAAUAUCGUUCGAGUGCCGUAGAGUCGCAAGGACAUACGGCGGCGUUAGUGAUUGGCUAGUUUCUUCCACAGUUUGUGAUUAGUCCGAUUUGAAUUGGGUGUUGACAGGCCAAACAUGACUCAAAGCUCGUGACAAGAGAGAUUGAGCUCGUAAUAGUGUGAAACGUGACCUUAGAGUAGCUUGAACAACAGAUGUUUUUCUUGCUCUCUUUUUGCGUAAUUUAUACAGUGCGUGGAGUAUUCUACAAUUUGACUGAGCAAAUUUUUUUGCCGCUUUCAGUCUCACAUCUAGCUACAUUUAGAGAUUUAGAUUUAUCUAGAUUUACAUUGUGAAGCUGGUCUGUUCCCUGCAUAUUGAGUAAUUAGUUCCUGUGGUUUAUUUUUUGGCAAAUGUUUUCUGAGAGGAUUUGAUCACAGAUGCAUAAAUGAUUUUCUUUUACCUCUGUUUAAGCCUUAAGCUUUUUUAUUGCGGCUAAAUAACCUUAGUUUCUUUGGUUUUCAACGAAAUGUCUGGACCUGAAUAGCUACAUAUGUGUAGUUUUUUUUUUUUAUUUUUAUCGUGAAUAUCAUGAUUUCCAGAUUUGUUUUGACUCUACAACUGUCGGUAGUGCAUCUGCAGCGAUUGGAAGACGUUGGAAAACCAGCCGGCCUUGAAGUUAUUAACUUUAAACCUUAUUUUUGUACAGAAGACGGCUUUAAAGUUUGAACCGCUCUUUCAUUGUUUACUGUAAACGAAAGCGGGGAAUUUCAUAUAUCCCAUGAUGCAUCGCUUCAUACUAUAUUAUCAGCUUCCGAAGGCACGUGCUCCUAUCAGUUCAACAGGGACGUGAAAUUUUAGCCAGCGUAGCAGGGGUUGAAAGGGGUAGCAGGCUAUGACAGUUGAGCAACGGUGGAAAGCCACUCAGUUUUGCCGAUAAAACUUUCGUACCUUCGCUGUGUCGAUCUAUUUACAUUUUACUUUUACUCUUCCAAAUGUAUCUCUUGUGAAGUCAAAGAGAGUGUUUUGGCCGCCGACUAUGAGUUAACUAGCCUUACGAUAGCAAGGCAGUCCACGCAAAUGUUCUUAGAAGCUAACGAGGAAGGUCUUUGCUUCAGUACGUCCUGUUUUAACGUGCGUUGAUAAAGCUCUCCAUGGGUUCAUAAGCGAUUUCCACGUACUUGUCUUGAAAUAAAUACAUAUUCUAGGUGUGAGAUUUCUCUUCUUUG